AUGCAGGUGGACCUUCUCGGGCAUGCCUUCAAGCGGGUGGUUCAGGAGCUGGGAGUCACCAAUAUUGUCGGAAGCAUGCCUUUCAACAUAGCCAAUCUGCCUUUCUCGUGUUUGCUGCAGCUUGCUGCUUAUUUAUCACUCGCAUUGACCUCCUCAAUUGGCGGUGCUCUGUUGCAGGAGGCUCGCGAGGAUGCGUUGGACAAACAGGAGGAAGAGAAGCUCUCAAUUUUCUGCUUUGCCUGGACGCCUCGGCGAGACUAUGAUGAGAAAAUGUUAGCUGAGACCCGAAAGCAGUAUCGAAAGUGUGACGGCCAUAUCUUCUACACGGACCAUGCUGCUCCUGGAAAACAGAAGGAGACUGACUUCAUGCGGGUCGUCGUGCCUCCACAGAGCGUGGACCGCAACGAUGACAACUGGCUAUAUCACAGGAACAUGGUUGGCCUUAUGCCGUCAUGGAACCAUCUGAUCCAUUCGAACUUCGUGAACGAGCACGACUGGUUCAUCAAUUCCGAGUUGGAUCACUUCCUCAGCCCCGCCCGAGCCAGGCAGACGAUUGCCGAGUACUUGCGUGGACUCCGCGAUGGCUCCGAGGAAGAGAAGGCAAGCCUCGACGGGCCGAUCAUGCUGAUGUGGGGGAAUGCUUUCGUCUUCAACAGGAAAUUCAUGCAGGUCAUGAAGCAGCACUGGGGCAAGCUAGGACGGACGGCCCGGCCAGGAGGCCCCGGCGAUGAGGCGGCAGCCGUUGGCUGUCCCAUGUUCAUGGACGACACGGCAGAGUGGCCUCAUAGCUGCUCCCAGGACGUUGUCUACCCGCAUUUGGCGACCGUCACUUUGCCCCGACAAUUUGGUGUGACUGUUGCAAAGCCUGGAUCUGCCGGCUGUGGCGCCGGUUCAGUCAAUGGCAAGCACAAGGCAUACCCUUUGGGCUGCUGGGAGCUGCAUCUCAAUCCCAUCCACGGUGGGGAGCAGGCAGCUCUGAAAGCGAUCAAGGCGCAGGGGGGCCGGCCACAGGUCUAUGCGAUACUUCAGGUUUUUGACGGUUUGGACAUUUCUUGGGUGAGCAAGACCUCCACAGCCCUCCCUUCCCCGCAAUCGUGGAAGACUUAG
Messenger RNA from Symbiodinium sp. CCMP2456, 1107 nucleotides. The record is from the annotation of a GenBank genome assembly. NCBI's taxonomy places the organism in Eukaryota, Dinophyceae, Suessiales, Symbiodiniaceae.